CUCCGUCAUAUCCAUGUGUUUGUUUCAUUCGGCUACAGAAGGAAAGAGCCUCCUCGCGUUUUCUCUCUCUCGCUCGCUCGGUCGCGCUCUCUCGCGCUCGAAACUGUUUCGAUUUCUGUCCCUCGCUCCUCGCACGAACGAUCGAUCGUAAAAGUGUGAAAUUCCGGGCUCGUUUCGAUGUCUGUCUCUGGAUAAUUCCCCGAUCCAGGCAGUUAUUGCAACAAAACCCUAGUUUCAGACACGAGCCACCCGUAUUAACCUCGAGCAAAUAACAAACCUCAUGAAUGAUCUUUCUCGUUCUGUUGGUUUUGUUGAUUACCAAGGAACCCCGUAAUUACUCCGUCCGAAGCCGCUGUGUACAGCCGACAAAUUCGACGAUCUAUUCGAGUUUGGAUUAGGGCAAAAGGGCUUGGCUCAGUAUCGUCCAUCUAAUUUUAGCUGCUUUUUUUUACGGGAAGGGUUAUCAUAGGUCAAUAGUAUAUGGGAAAUUUUGUUAUGUAUCGUCUGGUUUAAUUGUAGGUUGAGCUGGUUCAGAUUCCAAGGAGGUGGGGUUUAGUUUGUUCUAUUUGCGUUGGCUGGGGUUUAUGGCUCUGGUUGGCUUGCGUUAAUGGUGACCGGUAAAUAUUGGUAGGUGAAUCCGGAUCGUGCAUCAAUUCACUCUAUCCUUAUAUUUCGUUUGGUUUGGACUUCAAUAGCAUUGCCAAGGUAUUUUGAGGAGAUAAAAGUUUUUUGGGCUAUAAAAAUACUGUCGUAAUUUCUGGGCCUUGUCGCUUUGACGUGAGUUUGAUUUGUUGAAUUCUGACGUGGUGAGUGGUGGGUUGAAGACGCGUAUCUGAGUAAAUCAUUCAGUAUUCAUUGCAGAAUGAGCUUAGAAAAUGACAUUCAAAGCUCUGUUGAGAAGUCUGACGAAUCAGUCUGUGAGCCUAAAACGCGUCCACAACUUUCAUAUACGAGAGACUUCCUUUUAUCGUUGAGCAACCUAGAUGUUUGCAAACAGUUGCCAAGCGGAUUUGACCCAACAAUACUAAGUGAAUUGGAGGAUGCCUCACAUGACAUACAAGAAAGGCAAAGAGUUCCUGGAAACAUGCCAUUGCAGGGUUACAGGCGGAAUGAAUAUGGUUCAUCUCCACCUACCAGAGGGGAUUCUGGCAAUUAUUCUCGGGGACUAUAUGGAAGGUGGGACAAUCGUUCUUCUGGACGUAAUGAGAGGGACAGUGACUCACAAUCGGAUAGAGAUUCAGAUUCAGGUAGGCGUCAUGGGAACCAAUCUCGGCGGUCUUGGCAAGGUCCUGAGCAUGAUGGGCUUCUUGGGAGUGGGUCUUUUCCAAGACCAUCUGGAUUUGCAGCAGGGCUGUCAGCUCCAAAAGUUCGGUCCAAUGACAACUACCAGCUGAAUCGGAGUACUGAGCCUUAUCAUCCUCCUCGCCCUUACAAGGCAGUGCCAAACUCACGGAGAGACACCCAUGAUUCCUUCAAUGAUGAAACAUUUGGUUCUUCCGAGUGUGCAAGUCAGGAUAGAGCAGAGGCAGAAAGGAGGAGAAGAGAAUCCUUUGAGGUGAUGAGGAAGGAACAGCAGAAAGCACUUCAAGAGAAGCAGAAGUUGAAGCUAGGCAAACAUAAAGAUGACCAUGUUUCAGAUUUCACUGAAUUGCUGGAAGAUGGAAAAGAUGUAAAAAGAGUUACCAAUAGAAGUAAUGAACUGGAUGAGUCUGUGACACAACCAGUCCCGAACAAUGAUUCUGGCAAAUCUUCUUGCAGACCACUAGUACCCCCUGGGUUUAAAAGCACAAUUUUGGAGAGGAAUUCAAGCACUAAGCCUUUAACCCAUUCUCAUUCAGAAGAGGUUGGGAGACCUGAAAUUGAGGAAAGCUUUUCUCAUGCCAAAGCUAAUGUGCAAAAUGGGACUCUUGAUAAUCAAGAGGAAAGACAAUUGGUUUCGAAAGUUGGAUUUGGAGAGAAGCAGCACGAGAAUAGUAAAAUUAACACACAAAUUAACACACCAUCCUUUAGUAAGGGUGAACAGAUUUUGGAUGCAUUGGUAGGUCUGGAAGUUUUGGAUAAGAAACUUAAUGUGGACGAUCAACUAUACCGGACUUCUAGUCUUUCUGAAGCUUCUGAAACUCAUGACAAUAGUGAAAUUAUUGAAAUCAGUACCAAAAAGGUGUCUGGGCAUAAGAUCAUUGGCAAUCCCCAGGAGCAUGCAGUGUCAAUUCUAGACAAGCUUUUUGGUAGUGCUUUGACAGUGAAUCCCAAUGGAGCUUCGGGUUUAAUUGAGCCUCUUGAUACAGAGCAAGUUGACAAAUUAAUCCCCAAUGCUGUCCAGUCAUCUAAGUUCGCUCACUGGUUCCUUGAAGAUGAAAAUAAGGCAGCGGAAAAUUCCUCCUAUGGUAGGCCGAAUGACUUGCUUUCACUAAUUGUUGGUGGUGAGAAAGUUGAAUCCCCAGUUCCUGAUGUGAAGGCCAACCUGAAUGUUACGCCAGAUCUUCCCUUUCAGAAUUCUGAGCUUACCAACAGAUAUUUAACAUCUAAUAUGCCAUCUUCCACAAUGGAAAUGUCUGAACAGUUCUACAAUGGAAGUAAACAAGAGCCGGUUGUUCCAAUCCUUACAUGUGAAGACCUUGAACAGACUAUUCUUUCUGAAUAUAGCAGUAGAAAUUCAACAUUGCAGACAACUGGUCAAGGUUGGAGUGGUUAUGGUGGACAAGAAUCAAAGGCAGAUAUUGAUAAUCGUGCGUCACAACACCUCCUCUCCUUGUUGCAGAAGGGAACAGGCUUGAAAGAUAUAGCAGAGCCUCUGAACCUAGACAGUGGAUCCUUGGACAAGCUACAUGUCAUUGAAGGAGCAAUUGUUGGCAGUGCCAAUGAUAAUACUAUUGAGGAAAAGCCUGAAAAAAUUCACCAGUCUGGGAAGACCUUGACUCUUGAGACACUAUUUGGGUCUGCUUUCAUGAAGGAGCUGCAAUCAGCUGAAGCACCAGUUUCUGCACAGAGGGGCGUGUUUGGUUCUGUGAGAACAGAUACUUCUGAGCCACACGGGUCAUCUUUUGCAGUUAUGGACGGCAGCAUGUUCCCGAAUUCUGCAGUUGGAACUGAAUCCAACAGCAGGAGCAGCCAUGAAAGUAAUAUUUUGCUAUCAAAUCAGGAGCAGCAAAUUAGGUCCGAAAAAGUUGAAAAUUGGUUGGGGAUCAAUGGUACUCAAAUUGAAGCAGAUCCAUCAAAACACCAAAAUGAUAUAAUGGCCAAGCUUGGCGGCUUUGAUGCAUCAGUUGAUAUUCAGCUGCCUGAGGAGGAGAGCUUGAUUACAGUUGGUGAUCCUGUGAAUACACCUAAUUCCAGUUUCAUGCCUGCUGGAAAUUCAAAUAAAGGGGAAUUGCUACCCUCCAACAGAACUGUUGACAUAGCCGAGAAGCUUGCCGCUCUUAGUACAGCUUUUAAAGAUGAAAGACCUAUGAUAGGGCAGGAAGGUCCACCUUUUGGUCUGUCACCCCAACUCCAUCCCCCUUCCAUGCAUCAAGGGAGGCCAUUUUUCCAUCAAUUAGAUCAGCAUCCUUCUCAUGUUAAUUCUCAGGUGGGGCUCAUGACUCCUGAGGGUAUUAUUCACCAUGAUAUUCCUGGAAGUCAUCAGUUUCCUGGGAAUAUGUUUCGCCCUCCUUUCCAUCACCCUAAAACAGGGCCAGCAGGAUUUGAUCUCCCCCCUCAUCCAAUACUGCAACAGAUACAAAUGCGGGGCACUUUUCCUCCACCUCACCUGUUACGUGAAAUUCCUAGGGGUGGUGGUUCAGUGCCAUCUCAUUUAAACAAUCAUGCAACUGGUUUUAUGCAGGAAUCCAACCCUAUGCAAGGUUUUCCUUUCAGUCAACAGCAACCUAACUUCGGUGGUCCUGGACUGCCAUUGCAAGGGCCUGAUCUUGGGCAUCCGGAAGCAUUCCAAAGGCUGAUUGAGAUGGAACGGGGAGCAAAAUCAAAGCAGAUCCACCCUUUGGCGGCUGCGGCUGGGCAGACCCAUGGCCAUGGGAUGUACGGUCACGAGCUGGACAUGGGCUUUCGGUACAGAUAAUGGACUGUUGUUUCCUUUUCUUUUACAUAUGCCAAGAUAUUGAUUGGCACUGGAGAGUAUGACUGACUUGUAGUAGGGAGUGGAGAUAUUGUAAUAUAUAUGAUGUGGAUUUCCUCGUUCUUUACCAUGUGCUUGGAAGUUUGCUCUUUUGUC
Messenger RNA from Diospyros lotus (date-plum), 4210 nucleotides. RefSeq lists its product as uncharacterized. Lineage: Eukaryota; Viridiplantae; Streptophyta; Magnoliopsida; Ericales; Ebenaceae. The transcript is spliced from 11 exons. The coding region runs from base 863 to 4057 and encodes 1064 amino acids. The record is from RefSeq and is a predicted model, not a curated record.